Molecule: messenger RNA, 771 nt
Organism: Darwinula stevensoni
Lineage: Eukaryota; Metazoa; Arthropoda; Ostracoda; Podocopida; Darwinulidae
Source: the annotation of a GenBank genome assembly
AUGCUGAAGGCUAUUUUGGGGGAGGGGGAAGAAAGCGGCGAUAUAAGGUGGACGACGGGUGGAACUCUCAUCAGCUUCCGAUGGAUUCUCACCGCUGCCAGUUCCGUCGAAACUUCAAGGCCUUUGGUGGUGAGACUAGGUGAGCACGACCUGUCGGAUCCCUACGAAACCAUCACGGAGAUUUUCAACGUGACCCAGACCAUCCCUCAUCCCAACUGGAGAAGCGGAUUGAGCCGGACCAAUUACCACAAUAUCGCCCUCCUACGACUGGACCGAGAAGUGUCAUUUCGACCCAUCUCUUUCCCGGCGUGUCUGCCGACUAAAGAGGACACCCUGUCAUUGGGAAGAAAAAGCACCCCUAUCGUAGCUGGAUGGGGAACCACCUCUUUCGGCGGAAAAGAGAGCAACAUUCUGCAAAAAGCCAAAGCUCCCUUGAUAGAUCCAUCAAAAUGCGAAGAGGUGGUCUCCAGGUACAACUUCCUGAAAAGAAUUUAUCCCAACGGCAUGAUGGGGCAGGUGCUAUGCGCCGGAGGAGCAGGCCAAGAUUUGUGCCAGGGAGAUACUGGAGGACCGCUCAUGCUCCCUCGUGACGGGGAGAAAUGCCAGUACAAUGUGAUAGGGAUCGUUUCAACUGGCGUCGGGUGUGGGGGGGACUUCCCUGGUUUCUACACUCAGGUCUCCUCCUACUUGGACUGGAUCGAGGGAAUAGUCUGGAAAAGUGACCCAUGAAUGCAGGUAUCUCUCUGACCUGAAAUAAAAACAUCAUACGGU